GGACGGGAGUCCAAUGUGGCAGGAACUGCAAGUGCAACCGCUUGUAAAAUGGAACAUAUCACUGGCCACUGACCAUUCACCGCGACGGACGGACCAUCUCAAAGGCCUUCUCCUCCACCAAACCUUUGUUUUUUAUCGUCAUAUUACCAGAUCGCCAAGUCUAGAACACUGCUCCAAGAACACCACUUGUGUUGUCAUUUUUGACACCAAACAAACGAGUAGCCAAACACGCUUACGCUUUCCCGAAAGCAGUCGCAUUCGCAUUCGCCUAGGCUACAGGUGGUCACCAGCAAGCAGUCGGCGCAAGACUUCGCUUCUCACUCAGGCAACAAGCCAACCCAAGUCGACACAAUGAAGAUCCUUGAAGGCCAAAGCAACCUGGUCUCAAACCAUGAGGUCUAUGAGCAUAUUCUGGAGCAACAGCAAAAGAACAGGUCCAAAAACAGGAGAGUGCCUCCCAACCAAUUUACUCUCACCAAGGAUCUCUUGACCUAUCUCCGAACCAAGCCUGGCCCAUUGGCAAACCAGGACAAGACCCAUCAGUACAGCACGGAAGCGUUGUAUGAGCUCUUCAAGAAGCUUCGUGAGGCUAACCUCCAGAGCGAUCUCUCGAAAGGCGAGAUGCUCAUGAUCAUCAACCUUCGGCCCACCAAUGUUGCAGUUCUUAGCACGGUCGUUGAAGACAUGUUGGAGCGCUUUACUGAGGACGAGCAGCAAAAGAUCAUCGAUAUCAUCACCGAGACUCUCGGCUUUGACGAACCCACAGAGGCUGCGGAGGGAGAAGAGAACGACGAGGACGCAGCACCCUCCAUUGAAAACUCUUGAAGACGUGGACAUGACGACAGCUUUGGACAACUCACAUGAUUGUGCAUCCUCCUUCGCUUUGCCCGCCCUCGGAAGUUGUCGUUUUCAGCGCCGUUGUACAUAUAUCGUCGAACACCUCUUCCAGCAGCUCGCCAGUCACCGCAGAGCAUUCCAUGUACUUGUCUAACCUCAUCUCUUGCGCCAUGCGAUACGCCUCCUGCGGGUAGAUGGUACCGUUGGGAUCAUUCUCAGAUCGCAGAUCCCGCUUGAGGCCCAGCAUAAGCACCGGGGUGUUGUCGCCGGUUACGCCCGCUGUCCGGACCUCUUUGUUCCACUGCGCAAUAUAUCAGUUUGUUGAAGGAUGCGGUUCACCCUGGUUAGAACCGGCGCUUACCACUCUUUGGAGGUUGAUCAAACUGAGCCUCUGGCUGAUAUCAUAGCAGAGGAUGACUAGGUCGGGCCGAAGAAGUCUCCAGCUUUCUGGACUGGAAGUGUCGUAGAAUUCGAGCCGAUAGUCCCCGCGGCGAGCGCGAAUAUCAAAGAUGAAAGGCUGGUCGAGGUCCCUGAGAAGGGUAAUGGAAUCUCUGCCUUUCAGGUUGUGACGGCCUCUGCUGAUUCGCCUGGAUGGGUGUUAGUGAAUUGGCUUGUCUUGUCUUCUGUUCGGCUUGGUGGGCACAUGUAGGAUUAGAUGCAGUAUAUAGCUGUAUCAUUCAGGAUUAUCACUAACGAUAACAAGGUUGACUUUCCGCAUCUCUCAUCGCCAACGAACAGUAUCGUGAUCGUUUGUGAAUCCAUGACAAACAAAAUGCAGGCUCGUGAAAAAUGGGGGUGAAAAAAAAGAAAAAAAAAUAAAGUAUAUAUUCGAAAGAAGUGACUUUACUCGACAGUUACCGGCGAGAUGCGGUUAGCACAGUCGUUCUUUUCGAGUGAUCUUG
Molecule: messenger RNA, 1739 nt
Organism: Neurospora crassa OR74A
Lineage: Eukaryota; Fungi; Ascomycota; Sordariomycetes; Sordariales; Sordariaceae
Exons: 2
Coding region: 352-825 (157 amino acids)
Biological process (GO): transcription initiation at RNA polymerase III promoter
Cellular component (GO): RNA polymerase III complex
Molecular function (GO): nucleotide binding
Source: RefSeq, a predicted model, not a curated record